This is a messenger RNA of Frankliniella occidentalis (western flower thrips), 3308 nucleotides long. RefSeq names its product UDP-glucose 6-dehydrogenase (gene sgl). The coding region runs from base 368 to 1813 and encodes 481 amino acids. The transcript has 10 exons. Lineage: Eukaryota; Metazoa; Arthropoda; Insecta; Thysanoptera; Thripidae. Gene Ontology annotation, cellular component: nucleus; cytosol. Gene Ontology annotation, molecular function: UDP-glucose 6-dehydrogenase activity; NAD binding. Gene Ontology annotation, biological process: glycosaminoglycan biosynthetic process. The record is from RefSeq and is a predicted model, not a curated record.
CGAGCCGUGGUGUGGUGUGGUGCUCGAGUCAGUCGGCAUCGAGGAGCCGUCCUGACAGCACGCAGCAGCAGCAGCAAGCACACCCGCACGCACGCACGCACCGCGGACCGCGUGAGAGCCCUCCUGCAAUCCCCUGCAAGCAGAGCCAUCAGCCUCCGGCGCGCCAGGCCCGCCGCCGCGGGGUCCUUGAACUUCUCCGCCGCUGCUCCAGUGAGGUCCUUGAACUUCGCCGCCGCCGCUAGCUGCGCCCGCCGCCGCGCCCCCCGGUCCGUGUCGUCGUGUGGCUCAGCAGCGAUACUCGCGAACUCCUACAGGGAAGUCUUCAGGCACUACUUCUACUGCAUCCACGAGGUACUUCUGUUACACAAUGCCAAUCAAGAAGAUUUGUUGCAUUGGUGCUGGUUAUGUUGGUGGUCCAACAUGCAGUGUAAUUGCCCUGAAAUGUCCAGACAUUACGGUCACUGUAGUGGAUCUAAGUCAACAGCGCAUUGAUCAAUGGAACUCUGAUAAACUGCCAAUUUAUGAGCCUGGUCUGGAUGAUGUGGUCAGACAAUGCAGAGGUGUCAAUCUGUUUUUCUCUACCGACAUCAAUACUGCCAUCAGAGAAGCUGAUCUCAUUUUCAUUUCUGUCAAUACCCCUACUAAAACAUUUGGCAACGGAAAGGGAAGAGCUGCUGAUUUAAAGUAUGUAGAAGGGGCAGCCCGAAUGAUUGCAGAGGUAGCAGACUCAAGCAAAAUUGUUGUUGAGAAAAGCACUGUACCUGUGAGGGCAGCUGAGAGCAUCAGUAACAUUUUGACUGCAAACACUUUUAAUAAACCUAAUGUGAAAUUCCAGAUUUUAUCAAAUCCUGAGUUUUUGGCUGAAGGAACAGCUAUAAACGAUCUCCUAUUUGCUGAUCGGGUCCUCAUAGGUGGAGAAGAUAGUGAAGAAGGUCAAGCAGCUAUUGAAGAACUAUGCCAAGUUUAUGAAAGAUGGCUUCCCCGCAAAAACAUUUUAACCACAAAUACAUGGUCUUCAGAAUUGUCAAAGCUGGCAGCAAAUGCAUUUCUUGCUUCACGUAUUUCAAGCAUAAACUCCCUAUCAGCAGUGUGUGAGGCCACAGGAGCUGAUGUGUCAGAGGUUGCACGUGCAGUUGGUCUAGACAGUCGUAUUGGUCCCAAGUUCUUACAGGCAUCAAUAGGAUUUGGUGGAAGCUGCUUCCAGAAGGACAUUUUGAAUCUAGUUUACAUUUGUGAAGGUUUAAAUUUACCUGAGGUUGCUACAUAUUGGCAACAGGUCAUUGACAUGAAUGAGUACCAAAAAUCCAGAUUUUCUGCAAAAGUGAUUGAAUCUCUCUUUAAUACUGUGACAGAUAAGAGAAUCACUCUGUUAGGGUUUGCAUUUAAGAAAGAUACUGGGGAUACAAGAGAGUCACCUGCCAUUCAUGUGGCAAAAACACUUUUGGAUGAAGGCGCCCAACUUAGCAUUUAUGACCCAAAGGUAGAGCACAGUCAAAUACUGGAUGAUUUGACACAUCCUUAUGUGACUGAUGAACCAGAACAGGUGAAGAAAUCUAUAACAAUCCAUUCCGAUCCAUAUGAAGCAACUGCUGGUACACAUGCUAUUGUAAUUUGCACAGAAUGGGAUGAGUUUAUUAGCUAUGAUUAUGAACGCAUUUAUGAGGGCAUGAUGAAGCCUGCCUAUGUAUUUGAUGGAAGAAAAAUUCUAGAUCAUAAAAAUCUGCAGAAAAUAGGAUUCAUUGUUCAAACAAUUGGUAAACGCCUUGUCCGUAAUAGUCCCAAUAGAGUUUGGGGUAGUAAAGUCCAAGCAUGAUCUACAACAUAUUGAUGGAAAAGUUUUCAUGGAAGAUAAACAUGCUGUGCCGCUUUGCAUAAGUAAUUCUGUUUAGACUAUCUGACUCAACAAAACAGUUUCAUUACACUUUUGUCUCAGUGAAUUACCUACAUCGAUAGGUAACUUGGAAAAAUUCCUUGAAAUCUUACUGUAGAUUUCACAAUUUGCUCAGUUAAAAGAUAAGAGGUACAGGGAUGCUAACAUUUAAUUUUUUUCCUAGUAAUGAUAGAGUAAUGAAAUUAUUUUAGGCACAUUUUUCUCUUUUAAUGUGGCAAGAGCUUGAAAGUGAUUGAUAACAUAUUCAUAUCUUUCUUCCUUUUUCUUCACUGCAUUUUUCAGGAAAUUUGAUUUUUUUCACUUGAGGAAUUGUUGCUUAUUCCUUUGUUGUUGUUUUUUAGUUCUCCCCUUUUUUUCUAUUCCAUAAAAUGCCUUUGAACAACCCUUUUCCUUAUCUUUGAGCUGUAACAAAUGUACUACAGAAUUAUAGAUAUUGUUUUAGUUAAGUAUGGUAAGACUUUCCUCCACUACUAUAGACAAAUUACAGUGCAUGAAAAAAGGAACAUCUUAUAUGCCUUAUCAUCUUUCAUUAUUUCUUUUGAAUGGUUUGUGAGUUAUGAUUUUUAUCUGCUUGAUAAUUACAGAAGAUUAGUUGACUGAAUGGGCCCCAGCCUUCACACUAUCUCAUGUUGUGUGACCUUAUGGCAUUUGACCUAUUUGGUGACCCGUACUUAUAAUUACAGGCUGCAGUGAGUCAUUAAGAUUAAGACCUCUUGACCCCAUUAACAAGUGAGUCGAAUAAUUUUGUUUCAUUGAUGAAACUAUGCCUUCUGAGAUAGGAGUAAAAAAGAUGUCAAAGACCAACAAUUAUUUUAUUGUAAUUUCCUUUCUUUUUAUCAAUUUGACAAGUUCUUUUUUAAAAAAAAUCAUUUUUAUUACCCAAUAAAGGGUAUUUGUAGCUCAUAUCACAUGUAGUAUCAUUGUCUUAUGUAAAAUUUUGACCAACAAUUUUGAACAAUUAAUUCAUUUACCUUUUAAAAUUAGGGGGAGAAGGAUCUGACAAUGCUAUCUUAUUCUAUGCUUCAUAUUACAUGUGAAUGUCAAACAUUUUUAUGUAUGUUGAUUCUAAAUUGCAUGUUUAUUGUAAUUGGGACGGGAUUGUACUGUGAUUUUUGAGAUUGCGUUUGUUUUAUGCCCACUGUCCUAAUACCUAUUUAUUGUAUCUCAUUGUUUUCCCUACCAAAUAAGUAUUAUGCUAUGUUCUGUUAAAUGUCAAUUUAUGAAAUAUGCUUUUGUAUUAUUUAUUUAUUUUGAGGAAAACUUGUUUCCAGAAGACUAUUCUUCCUGUUAUGUACUCUAAAGUUUAAACUAAGAUUACAAGUCACAUUGUUCUUAACUAUAUCACCAGAUCAUUUUUUAAGGUGCUAAUCUUUUCACUCAUGUAACUUUGGUCAUUAAGAGAAUUUGAACGCGCACA